Diabrotica balteata is the source of this 2538-nucleotide messenger RNA. The record is from the annotation of a GenBank genome assembly. NCBI's taxonomy places the organism in Eukaryota, Metazoa, Arthropoda, Insecta, Coleoptera, Chrysomelidae.
AUUAUUAUAAAGUUGAUUUAACAGUUUAUAUUAAACAGGUGUAUAUAUUUUUUUCCAUCGUUAGAUACUUUUAAAAUAAACCUCGUAGGAAAACAUAGAGAUAAGAAACAAUUCUAAUAAACUCGGUCGGUUUUAACUUUACUAACAUUAAAUUAGUUAUUUGGGUGAUUUCAUGUCAACGUUAUCAAGAGAGUAUGAAUUUUCUCGGAUUUCAAGUGGAUCCUAUGGAAUCGAUGUUAGUUUUAAGCACAGAUCAAAACGAGAGGUCAUCAAAAUGACUGGUCUAAUAAGUUUGAUAGUGUUUGCUCUGAUUACUACUGUUGUGUAUGGUGUACAUUAUUCGCAGAAUGAUGGUCCACAUUCCGGUACUUUGAAAGUGUUGAGUCUGGUAAUGAACAUGACAAAUAUAAAAAGAUAUCCAAUUCUACAAUAUGGACUUACGAAUGCAGAUCCGAACAAUGUGAGAGAAGACCAACGAACACCGAUGAAACUAGGGUAUCCCUAGAACAGUGUAAUAUGUUAUGCAGUAGUCCGUCUUUAUGGCCUAAACCUAGAUCAGUGACCGUAUCAAACAAAUCAGUUUCUUCUUUUUUAAAGAAUCAAAUAAAAUUGAAAACGAAUAGUCCUUAUUUAAUUAAAGAUGACUUAAAGCAAGCUUUCAGAAUUUUCAUAAAUUCUAUUCCAGAAGAAAAUAUAUUUCGAACUCAAGAUGAAGUCGAUGUAGCGGAUAUUUAUAUUAACUUGACUGUUACGACAGAAGAAAAUAAACCAAAACUAGAUACAGAUGAAUCUUACACCCUUUCGGUAAUAAAAUCAGAUACUAAUAUAACAGUAAACAUUUCGUCUACCACGUAUUUCGGAGCUAGGCACGGUUUAGAAACGCUCAGUCAGCUAAUUUGGUUAGAUAGCGUUUCACAAAAACUUCUAAUAUAUCAUGAUAUAUCUAUAAGAGACAAACCUAUGUUUCCUCAUAGAGGCUUGAUGGUAGACACGGCUAGAAACUUUUUUCCAAUGAAACAGCUCUUAAAAGUAGUAGAUGGUAUGGCUGCUAAUAAAUUAAACGUAUUCCAUCUGCAUUUAACUGAUUCUGUAAGUUUUCCAAUUGUACUUCCUAAUAAUCCUUGGUUGGCGAAAUAUGGAGCUUACAGUCCAGAAAAAGUCUACACACCAGAAGAAAUAAAAAGUUUGGUAGAGUAUGCCAGAAUCAGAGGCAUCAGAGUAAUUUUGGAAAUAGACGUUCCAAGUCAUAUAAACGAAGGUUGGAACCAUGCCAAUAAGGUUGAUGACAAAAUAGUAAUAUGUGGUGAAGGAGAUGUAAAUGGUUUGGUAGAGUAUGCCAGAAUCAGAGGCAUCAGAGUAAUUUUGGAAAUAGACGUUCCAAGUCAUAUAAACGAAGGUUGGAACCAUGCCAAUAAGGUUGAUGACAAAAUAGUAAUAUGUGGUGAAGGAGAUGUAAAUGGUGGUCACUUAAAUCCUGAUAACCCAAGAAGCUUUAAGUUGUUAGAAUCCAUUUACUCAGAUCUUAUUCAGUUAGGCACAGAUAACGAAACUUUUCAUGUUGGAGGCGAUGAAGUGGACUUAAAUUGUUACAGAAAUACAAACUCUGCUACUCAUUUUCCCGGUCCAUAUGAGUUCUGGGCUGACUUAAAUAACAAAAUAUUAAAACUGUUACUCAAGCUUUUAAUAAUCAACCACCAAAAAAUAUUGUUAUAUGGUCAAAUGAUCUAACUAGCAAUUAUAUGUCGUAUCUUAACUAUACGAAAAACCUUGUUGUCCAAUAUUGGUAUGGACAAAUUGAUCCAAUACUAAGAAAUGGCAACAAGGUUAUAUUUUUCUACAGUCUCCAACUGGUAUUUAGAUUGUGGAUAUGGACCUUGGAAAUCAACUGAGAAUGUAGGAAGUUGUGAUCCAUAUAGGCAUUGGAAGGCUUUUUAUACCUACAGACCAUGGUACGAAUAUCAUAUGCAUAGAGAACAGGUCCUGGGAGGAGAGGCAUGUUUAUGGAGUGAACAGGUGAAUGUAGAGUCUUUAGAAACAAGAAUAUGGCCAAGAACUGCAGCAAUGGCGGAGAGACUAUGGAGUGAUAUUCCUGUUUUUGAUACAAAAGACGUAGUUACCAGACUUUCUACUCAGAGGGAUAGACUUAUACAACGCGGCUUUAAAGCAGCAGCAAUUUGGCCAGAGUGGUGUACGCAAAAUCCAGGAAAAUGCUAAAAAUAUCUGUGAUAUCGCAACUAGAACAUUUCAAAACAAAUAAACAGUGAUAUAUCUAACUUUUGUAGAAAUGUUAUUAUUUAGUUUACAUUAAUAUUUUAUGUAAUAUUAAUAAUUAGGUAAUCUUGUUUUAAUAAAUGAUAAAAGCGACAUUUUGACAUAUCUUAUCAAUAAAUCAACAUUCAGUAAACAACUUGUUGCGUUAAAGUAAACUUCACAAAUGUAAAUCUCUUCAAUAUAAUAUAUUGUGCAUUUUAAAAAUGAAGAACUGUGUUUACCAUAUUAUAUUGUAAAUAUACUAUUUAUUUAUAGAAGUAGAAAAGU